Messenger RNA from Amaranthus tricolor (Joseph's coat), 2693 nucleotides. RefSeq names its product phospholipid:diacylglycerol acyltransferase 1-like. Gene Ontology annotation, biological process: lipid metabolic process. Bases 287 to 2311 code for a protein of 674 amino acids. Lineage: Eukaryota; Viridiplantae; Streptophyta; Magnoliopsida; Caryophyllales; Amaranthaceae. The transcript is spliced from 6 exons. Gene Ontology annotation, cellular component: cytoplasm. The record is from RefSeq and is a predicted model, not a curated record.
AUUCAAAUUUGGCCAUAACGCAUCUACAAACAAGAAACGCAAUCUAUUCUAUUAGCCAUUAGGAUUUAGGAGUAUCUACUGCUCCUUCUUUACCUCGUGUGGGUCCCACUCCUUCAUAACCAAUCACUAUUUCUCUUAUCAUCACCAUUUACCAAUCAUAAUAUUUCCUUAUUUCUGGAUUCAAAUCCAUUUUCCGAUUUUACACACUUCAAAUCUCAUCUCUCCGAUCAAAACCCAUAAAUUACAAUCUGACUUUUAAGUUUCCAUCAAAACCCACAAUUUAAAUAUGGAGAAUCUUCGCCGGAGAAGACCCGGUGAGCCCGACAGGCCCGUAUCUGAAUCCGAGAAGGAAGAACAAGAAGAAGAGGAUAAGAACAGAGGAGAAGGAAGCAGUAAAAAGGAUAAAAAAGAGAAUAAAAAGAAAGAGAAGAAAAAAUGGUCAUGUAUUGAUAACUGCUGUUGGCUGAUAGGAUUUAUAUGUUCAAUGUGGUGGUUACUACUAUUUCUAUACAAAGCCGUGCCUUCUUCUUUGCCGCAGUAUGUUACGGAGGCGAUUACCGGGCCAUUGCCGGACCCACCAGGCGAAAAGCUUAGGAAGGAAGGGUUUACGGCGGAGCAUCCGGUGGUAUUUGUGCCGGGUAUUGUAACUGCUGGUCUUGAACUUUGGGAAGGUAAACCUUGUGCUGAUGGUUUGUUUAGGAAGAGACUUUGGGGUGGUACCUUUGGUGAAGUUUAUAAAAGACCAUUAUGUUGGGUUGAGCAUAUGUCACUCAACAAUGAAACUGGACUCGACCCCGAUGGUAUAAGGGUUAGACCUGUCCCUGGACUUGUUGCUGCAGAUUAUUUUGCCCCUGGAUAUUUUGUAUGGGCCGUCUUGAUUGCCAAUUUGGCGCGCAUAGGUUAUGAGGAGAAGAAUAUGUAUAUGGCUUCAUAUGAUUGGAGACUAUCUUUCCAAAACACCGAGGUGAGGGAUCACACACUUAGCAGGAUAAAAAGUACCAUUGAGCUAAUGGUAGCAACUAAUAAUAAGAAGGCUGUCAUUGUUCCUCAUUCUAUGGGAGUUUUGUACUUCCUACAUUUUAUGAAGUGGGUUGAGGCUCCUGCUCCUAUGGGAGGUGGUGGUGGUCCGCACUGGUGUGCCAAGCAUAUUAAAGCCGUGAUGAACAUUGGGGGACCUUUUCUUGGUGUUCCGAAAGCUGUUCCUGGACUUUUUUCAGCUGAAGCUCGAGACAUUGCUGUUGCAAGGGCGAUUGCACCAGGGGUUCUGGAUAAUGAUAUAUUUCAUCUGCAAACAUUGCAGCAUGUGAUGAGAAUGACGCGUACUUGGGAUGCGACUAUGUCGAUGAUACCAAGAGGUGGAAACACUAUAUGGGGUGGUUUUGACUGGUCACCUGAGGAAGGGUAUCUUCCAAGUAAGAAAAGGAAGAAUGAAAGUGUAACUACCUCUGCAGGAAACACUGAGGAUCUUAAACCAAAGAAGGUCUAUUAUGGGAGGACUAUAUCAUUUGGUAAAGAUGUAGCUGAUGCAUCUUCAUCUGACAUCCAGAGCCAGAGGAUUGAUUUCAGGGGUGCUGUGAAGGGUGGUAAUAUUGCAAAUACUUCAUGUCGGGAUGUUUGGACAGAAUACAACGACAUGGGCGUUGGUGGAAUAAAAGCUGUUGCUGACUACAAAGUAUAUACAGCUGACGACAUUGUCGACUUGCUUCAUUUUGUCGCUCCAAAGAUGAUGGCGCGGGGUGAUGCUCAGUAUACGUAUGGCAUUGCUGAUGAUCCAAAUGACCCGAAAUAUAACCAUUUCAAAUACUGGUCUAACCCCUUAGAAACCAAAUUGCCAGAUGCACCCGAAAUGGAAAUCUUUUCCCUUUAUGGCGUUGGCAUCCCAACCGAAAGAGCAUAUGUGUACCGAGUUGCCCCAUCUGCAGACUGUAAUAUCCCGUUUCAGAUAGAUAUAUCAGCAAAUGGGGAAGAAGAAACUAGUUGUUUGCGAGAUGGAGUGUUCUUAGUUGACGGAGAUGAGACAGUACCAGUUUUGAGCUCGGGUUAUAUGUGUGCGAAAGGUUGGCGUGGAAAAACCAAGUAUAAUCCUUCAGGCAUCCAAACUUACAUAAGGGAGUAUGAUCAUGCUCCUCCGUCUAACUUUUUGGAAGGCCGCGGAACUCAGAGUGGCGCACAUGUUGAUAUUAUGGGCAACUUUGCAUUAAUAGAAGAUAUUAUGAGAGUAGCUGCCGGACAGAAUGGUAAAGACCUUGGAGGAGAUCGUGUUUAUUCCGACAUCUUCAAAUGGGCGGAGAAAAUUAACUUGAAGUUAUAACAAAUAAACGAAAUGUGGUGAGCCUCAUACCUCUCCUUCAUGGUUUAGGUGAAGACUGCGAAGGAUCUUGUGAAUUUGGCAGGCAGAGAGCGAGCGAGCGAGCGAGCAAGCCCUAUAGUAACCCAUUCGUGCUGUCCAUUGUAUAGGAUAUUUUUUAUUGGACUACGUCAUUUCUGAACCUAUUCUUUUCUGAGGUAGAAUUGUUGUUAUCAUGUUGGUGUUCUAAUGUUAUGGCCUAAUUAAUUAUUUAACAUAAUAAAUGAAAUUUCAAACAUUGCAAUAUAGUUAUAGCCUAUGUGUAGUUCUUUGGACAAGAAUUGCUUGAUUGGCUAUAUCAUGCAUUUAUGUGAAAGCUGAUUGAAAUGUAUUUGGUACAUUCGUA